CCGAGACCCCCGACGGAGGAUUAUGAUUCACUUAAUUUAACUUGUGUCAGCGGCUACAAUACUCUAUCUAUAUUUAAUGCCCAGUAAUCAUCACGAGUGGCUUGCAACAUCCUCCUCGUUAUAAACACUGUUUACGGGACGUAGGAGAAGAAAACAUGUGAUAAUAGUUUUAGAAAAUGUUCGUAGUACUCGCAGCCUGCUUGGCAGUAGUCCGUGCUGGAGGACCAGCGGCGUAUGAUAUCGCCACGGCGUCCGGAGACCUGAGCAGCGUGGGUUUCAGCCAGGAAUCGACCCAGAAGGGUUACGCCGGCCAGAAUGUGAUCUCCUCGUACUCUAGGGCCGAGGAUAGCGCCCACUCGUCCGUCCGUGUGAGCAGCCACAGCAUCAGUAACGAUGCUCUGUUGAACUACGACAUCCACCAUACUCCCAUCGUGAAGGCCGCCAUCGCUGCCCCUGCCUAUCUUGCGCCGACCGCCGCACCACUGAUCGCCAAGACCUACGCUGCCCCGUAUAGUUACGCUGCUGCUGCUCCACUCGUCGCCAAGACUUACGCCGCCCCGGCUUACGCUGCCCCAGCUGCGCCAUUGUUGACCAAGACCUAUGCCGCUGCUCCAGUUGCUCCUCUCUUGACUAAGACCUACGCCGCUCCAGCACCUCUGAUCGCCAAGUCCUACCUCGCACCCUCUCCUCUGCUGGCCAAGACCUACGCUGCACCGGCUGCACCCCUUCUGACCAAGUCCUACCUCGCACCUGCUUCUCCUCUUCUGACCAAGAGCUACGAGUACGCUGCUCCCACUCCCAUCCUCGCCAAGAGCUACGAAUACGCUGCCCACGCUCCCAUCAUCGCCAAGAGCGCACUCCUCGCAUCUGCACCAGCCUACAGUGCAUCCCUCGCUGCCCCAGCGUACGCUGCUUCAGCCUACGCUGCCCCAGCCUAUGCUGCUCCAGCUUAUGCUGCUUCAGCCUAUGGUGCUCCUCUGGCCUCUGCUCCUCUUUUGGCCAAGACCUAUGCUGCUCCUCUUCUUGCCAAGUCUGCACCCAUCAUCGACUACGCUCCUCAGGCCCACAUCUACUCCAAAACCUACGAACACGCCGCUCCCUUGGUGCACACCGAGUUCAGUGGUCUCGGUACUAGCUACUCCUGGUAA
This is a messenger RNA of Nomia melanderi (Alkali bee), 1148 nucleotides long. The record is from RefSeq and is a predicted model, not a curated record. NCBI's taxonomy places the organism in Eukaryota, Metazoa, Arthropoda, Insecta, Hymenoptera, Halictidae.